Messenger RNA from Dermacentor silvarum, 1703 nucleotides. RefSeq lists its product as uncharacterized. NCBI's taxonomy places the organism in Eukaryota, Metazoa, Arthropoda, Arachnida, Ixodida, Ixodidae. Gene Ontology annotation, molecular function: CoA-ligase activity. The record is from RefSeq and is a predicted model, not a curated record. The coding region runs from base 62 to 1660 and encodes 532 amino acids. The transcript is spliced from 10 exons.
CAUUUGCAACAGACGUCAAUCUAGCAGCGCAGCACGGCGGUGGUAUCCGGACAGCUUGACGAUGAAGGCAGAGAUUCGCGACAACAUCGUUCACUCGCCAUACCCAAACGUCGAGGUUCCCGUUUACGACUCUACGUUUUCAUUCUUCAAAAGCAGGGUCGGGAGGUUCGGCGAGCGCACCGCACUUGUAUGCAGGGAUCAGUGCUUAAACUUUACGAACCUAUUGCAAAACGUUCAGCGUUGUGCUGCUCGACUGCAAUGUCUAGGAAUCGGCCCUGGAGAACGCCUGUACUGCCACGUGACCAACAACAUUGACAGCUUUGUCGCUCUCUGCGGCGUUAUCAUGUCGGGAGCGACAUUUGUGACAUCGGACAUAACCUUCACAACCGAGGAGCUUCUGGCGGACGUAAAGAGGACAGAUUCCACGUACGUGCUUGCCGAUGGCGUCACAGCGCCAACAUUCAACCGGAUAAGAGACCAGGUCAUUCUGAAGGGCUGGCUUGCGACGAAUGUCGUGGACAACUUUACAUGGAUUUCUAACUAUGAGGAGUGCUCAGAACUUCAAUACGCUGAUCGCGCCAUUUCCCCGGAAAACAUUGCCUUCAUAACCCAGACGUCUGGAACGACCAGUGCUUCCAAAUCAGUCGAAGUCACGCAACAAAGCUUCAUCGCGCAAAUAUGCUGUCGCGACGCCCUGCACCUUGCUUCGGAGAAGGACGUGUGGCUUGGAUUCCGCAACAUUUCGUACUUCUUUGCCUUUUCCUACGCUUUCUUCAUUGUGUGCUGCGGCGGCAAUGUUGUGUUGGUGGAUUCUUGGGAAGUCCCUGAAAUAGUCGACGCCUUGACAUCGCAUAAUGUGACCACUUACACCGGUAUUCCUCGAGGACUGUUUGAUAUCACCGAACAUGUGAAACUGAAGGGCACUACUCUCCCGUCAUUGAAAAAAAUUAUUUCGCUGGCCGUCAAGCUUCCGGAGGAUAUUGCGAUGUCCGUGGCGUCUUUCUUUAACCUCGAGGAGCUGCGUGAUGGUUACGGAAUGACAGAGGUCAGCGGAUUUUUAACCAUCACUCCCCCUAGAGAGAUCGCCAGGGGUGACGUUGGCUUUCCCGUUCCGGGAUCACGAAUGAAGAUUCUUGACGAAGCCGGGGAAGCUCUCGGGCCAAUGCAUUGCGGCGAAAUUCUGUUCCAGACACCAUACCUGAUGCGCGGCUACUACAAGAACGUCAAAGCUACUGCUGAGCGGAUCGAUGAAGAUGGAUGGAUACACACAGGUGACGUAGGCUACUAUAAUGCUUCAGGCCGGUUGUUCCUCGACAAGCGCACCACAACGUUGUUGACUUGCGCCGGGCGCAAAAUCGACCCAGCCGAGAUCGAGGAUUGCCUGCUCCUGCACACUGCUGUAGCUGACGCAGCGGUCACUGGCUUUCCUUGCAAGGAGACAGGACAUAUUCCCGCCGCCCUGGUCGUGCUCAAGGAGGGUUACAACUCGACAACGGAUAUCGCCAAGGACAUACGGAGCUUCGUAGUCGGUCGCCUGGGCGCUUACGGAGACCUGACGGCAGGAGUCUUCUUCACCGAAGCGGUACCCAGAAACGGUCUUGGCAAGAUCAAGAGGAGCCAGCUCCCUGCCCUUCUCGAAUCAAUUUACGCAUCGCGCUGACCUGCUGAGUUCAUCUAUUUCGCUGCCAAUACAAAGGGUUUUU